Melanaphis sacchari is the source of this 1018-nucleotide messenger RNA. RefSeq names its product repetitive proline-rich cell wall protein 2-like. The record is from RefSeq and is a predicted model, not a curated record. NCBI's taxonomy places the organism in Eukaryota, Metazoa, Arthropoda, Insecta, Hemiptera, Aphididae.
AUGAAAAUUACUUCCAUUAUGGGUGUUCGGGAUACUACAAAAAGUGGAUCCAACGGAAUAGCAUCAGUCGAUUCAUCCGAUCCAAAGUUCAACGACAAUAUGAGAAGUGUAUUCAAAAUACUGUGCGUGUUCGGUCUUUGCGCCUACGCAGUGGCGUCGGAAACCUCUACAGGUAAAUCGGUAGAAAAAGCAGAAAAAACCACAGCAACGACCAACGAUGACAAAACCCAAGGCAAGAGAGGCAUUUUCGAUACCGGCUAUGGUUACGGCUCCGGCGGUUUCGGUCACGAGCUGACCGGUCACGACUACCACCACGAACCACAAGUGCUAUCCAAGACUAUCAUCAAAGAGGUCGCCCAACCAUACCCAGUCGAGGUCGAAAAACACGUACCGUACCCGGUAAAGGUCGAAGUACCCGUCGACCGUCCAUAUCCCGUGCACGUGCCCAAGCCUUAUCCCGUGCACGUCGACAAGCCUGUCCCGUACGAGGUCAAAGUGAAGGUUCCACAACCGUACACCGUCUACAAGCACGUCCCUUACGAAGUCAAGGUACCCGUCGACAAACCGUACACCGUUCACGUGCCCAAGCCAUACACCGUUUACGUCGAGAAGCGCGUUCCUUACGAGGUAACCAAGCACGUGCCUUACACAGUCAAAGUGCCCGUCGACAAGCCGUACACCGUGCACGUGCCCGUCGAAAAGCACGUCCCUUACACCGUCGAAAAGCCCGUACCAUACCCGGUCAAAGUUCCGGUCGACCGUCCAUACCCGGUGACCGUUGAAAAGCACGUACCGUAUCCCGUCGACAAACCAGUACCGUACACGGUCGAGAAACCAGUGCCGUACCACGUCAAAGUUCCUGUUAAAGUCGAAGUCCCUGUACCAUACGAAGUGCCACACCACCACCAUCAUGAAGAACACUCAUAUAGUGAAAACUCGUUCGGCGAACAUGGAAGCCACAGUUAUUAACAUGGUUCCAAGUUAAUGUUUUUGUAAAAAGUAUAUUAUACAUUUAUCG